This is a messenger RNA of Physella acuta, 2334 nucleotides long. RefSeq names its product uridine phosphorylase 1. Gene Ontology annotation, molecular function: uridine phosphorylase activity. Gene Ontology annotation, cellular component: cytoplasm; cytosol. Gene Ontology annotation, biological process: nucleotide catabolic process; uridine catabolic process. The record is from RefSeq and is a predicted model, not a curated record. NCBI's taxonomy places the organism in Eukaryota, Metazoa, Mollusca, Gastropoda, Physidae.
UAAUAUAUCUAGACUAGACUUCUACUUACUUUACUACUUAGCAGAGUAGAGCCAUCAAUAUUAUCAUCAAGUCUAGACUCUAGUCUUAAAUAUUAAAGGAACAAUCAGAAGGUGCCUCUCAACAAAGCCACUAGUCGUCAUCAUGUCAACAUCUUCUGAAAGCAAAUUUCAUCCAAUCAAGACAAAUGAGCAGCUACUUACAGACUACACUCCACAAGAUGGCCAGAUAAAGCUAAGAAACCCACACAUAGCUGAGAUGGAAGAAGAUGUGUUGUACCACUUAGCACUCAGCAAUAAAAAGCAUGACCUUAAAGAGAUGUUUCAUGAUGUCAAGUUUGUCUGUUUUGGUGGGUCACCAACCAGGAUGCAGAACUUUGCUGAGCUGCUGGUGUCUGAGCUGAAGAUCAAAAUCCCAGCGGGUCAGACGUUGACCAACAUAGCCCAUGGGUCAGACAGAUAUGUGCUGUACAAAGUUGGCCCAGUCAUUUCAGUCAGUCAUGGUAUGGGCAUCCCAUCCCUGUCCAUAAUAUUCCAUGAAAUCCUCAAGCUCAUCUACCACGCUGGAUGCAGUGAUGUUGUCUUUUUUAGGCUAGGCACUAGUGGAGGCCUAGGUUUAGAGCCAGGAAGUGUCGUCAUAACAGACGAAGCUGUUGAUGAAUUACUGCGACCAUAUAUGGAGUUGUCGACCCUUGGCAUGGUCAUUCAACACCCAUCUAAGCUGGACAAGGACAUAGCCGAUGAGUUGAUGACCUUGUCUAAUCCAGAGGGGGACGGGUACAUGACAACAAUAGGAAAAACAAUGUGUACGCUGGAUUUCUAUGAAGGACAAGCUCGUCUAGACGGAGCAUUCUGUGAAUACAAUGAGGAGGACAAAGUUGCCUUCCUCAAGCGUGUUUACAACAGAGGUGUUCGCAACAUCGAGAUGGAGUCGCUGUGUUUUGCUGCCUACUGCUACAGGGCUGGUCUCAGGGGAGCUGUGAUCUGCUGCACACUGUUGGACAGACUAAAAGGGGACCAGAUCAACACCCCCCACAACAUCAUGGAGGAGUGGCAGUGUCGGACACAGAGGCUCGUUAUUGCAUUCAUAAAGAAAAGGCUGGGAAUUAAUUAGUACAGUUGAUUAGGACAAGAUUCUGCCAAAGUAGACACCAUGUUAGAACUGUACUAGAUGUCUGUGAAGAAGUCAACUAAAGGUGCUGUUACCCUAUGUAACGUUGUGCUGUGUUCAGAAUCUUGGCUUGCAUUUUUAUGCUACCAAAUGUAUUAUCUAAUCUUACUUAUAUCAAGUAGCUAAGUGUUAUUUGAACUGCUUGAAUUAUAUAACCUGCACCAAUUAUAGAAGAUCUAAAAAUGUUAUAUUUUACUCGAGAAUUGUUAUAGAAGAAUUUAAUCUGAAAUAUAUAUAUUUAUAUUAUUAUUUUGAUGAAUAUAUAAUUAAAACUAUUUGUAUAGAGAGCUCACCUGAAAUGGUACUCACCUCUACCUGCCAGAUUGAUACCACCUGUGAUAUUUUAUGGAUAUUUUCUUACUUAGGAGAUUAUUUUUUUACUGACCAGCGCUAAAUAAUUGUUUUUAUUCCAUAGAUUUUUUUUUGUCAAUCAUUAAAUUAUAACUCAUAUUUCUGAGAUUAUUAAUUUUUACAAAUGAUACCAAUCAAAUAUUGCCAUGAGAACAUGAAGUAUUUUUUUCCAUCAAAAGCUGCAGGGUUUGUUAUGGUGUUGUAUACACACCAGUUACAUAUCAGAUUAACCUUUGAACUCUAGAAUUUGUGAUUGGUUGCCACACCAAGUGUUACAUGAUGUGCCCACAUAUACUGUAGGUGUUUGAUUAGAUGAGUUUUGUGUUAUUAUAAACCAUAUAAAAGUAAUCAAGUGAGCAACUUUUUUUUUUAUGACAAUCAUUGCUUUGUAAUCUUUGUAUCGCGCUGGUGCUACACAUGUAGUAGUUCUGGAAUACUUUUUGCCUCUGGUCAUGUUAUGCUGUACUGAGGAGAUGAAACUCUGAAAGAAAGCUGUAAUAUUUCACUUUGUAUCAUGCCAUUACUAUAGUAGAAUGUGCACUGAACAAAACUCAGAUUAGAGACUGGCUUUCUUCCUGUGACUGUCCAGUCCAUUAAAUGUGAUGUUUGACUGGCUUUCUACCUGUGACUGUCAAGUCCAAUAAAUGUGAUGUUUGACUGGCUUUCUUCCUGUGACUGUCAAGUCCAUUAAAUGUGAUGUUUGACUGGCUUUCUUCCUGUGACUGUCAAGUCCAUUAAAUGUGAUGUUUGACUGGCUUUCUUCCUGUGACUGUCAAGUCCAUUAAAUGUGAUGUUUGACUGGCUUUCUUCCUGUG